UGUCAGUAAAUGACGUCAUUCAAAAGGAAGCGACAAAGCCCAGACUUUAACUUUAUUGCUGUGUUUUUGUUUGUUGUUUUUUAUUUAAGUUAUAAUACCAAUCAAAAUUGAGACUGGUUGAGGUAACCGAUUAGUGAGAUUUUUCAGGUGUCUCGUGUGCCACAAUGAACAGCUUGCUGUGGAUUCUGUACAUCCUGGGACUCCUCAUAAUCAGUGUCCCUAGAUCCAGUUCAAUUGAUGGGCAAUGGACAGCUUGGGUAACAAUACAACAAGGUGUAUGCGAUGACGAGUGUAACGGAACGACCACCUACAAGCGAUACUGUAAUGACCCCGCCCCCUCGGAUGAUGGAAAGAAGUGUACUGGACCGAAUAUGUUGUACUACUCUCUUGACUGCACGUGGAAUAAAUGCAUAGUAGCAAAAUAUCUCGGCUUGGAUUUAGGUAUUUUUAUACUGAUUCUGGUUUUGGUGCUGAUCCUUCUUAUUGGUUGUGUAAUAUGUGUGUUCGUCAGGAACAGAAGGGAGAAGGACCCGGAAACUCAACAAAUAAUUGUCUUAAAAUCCAAGGACAAUGGUGGUGAGGAAGGAUUCCACAGAGCUACCCCCUCGCCUACACUCUGACUUGACACAUCCAAACAAGAGGAAACAAUCUAAACAUGCCAAGGAAGACAUCAAUGACACAUGGUGAAGUGUAAAUGAAAAUACAAAUCAUUGCAAAUAAACAAUUGGUUAUCAGCAGUUAUAUUGUUAAAGAGACCACAUAUUAUGUCUGUUCGAGUUUUUCCUGCAUAUGUGAAUUUUGUCAAAUAAUUUGAAAUUAAUUUUGACUCAUUUUAAGAAUAAAAACAUUGUUAUACUGUC
This is a messenger RNA of Gigantopelta aegis, 860 nucleotides long. RefSeq names its product netrin receptor UNC5C-like. The record is from RefSeq and is a predicted model, not a curated record. NCBI's taxonomy places the organism in Eukaryota, Metazoa, Mollusca, Gastropoda, Neomphalida, Peltospiridae. The transcript has 6 exons. Bases 165 to 620 code for a protein of 151 amino acids.